UCAAGAUAAUGCAGUCUUUUUUACCACUUUAUGCUGUCGAGUGUGAAUUAUUCUUCCACUGCUAAGAGAAAGAGUUUCAGAUUUUUUUUCUCUGACUUUCUAGCUGAGAGAUAGGUAAACUAAGUUCUCGAAGUUAAUUAAGUUGCAGCUUUUGUGCUCGACAAUGGGAAACGGCGAUGAAGGGAAGUCAUCUAAAUCUGACAAACCAUCUUCACCGUCACCUUCAGAUCAGAUCGCCACUCAUGUCUAUCCAGAUUGGGCAGCUAUGCAGGCAUAUUAUGGUCCUCGAGUCACUAUGCCACCAUAUUAUAAUUCAGCUGUGGCAUCUGGUCAUGCUCCUCCCCCUUAUAUGUGGGGGACAACGCAUCCAAUUAUGCCAUCUUAUGGGCCACCUUAUGCAACAAUCUAUCCUCAUGGGGGAGUUUAUGUGCAUCCUGCAGUUCCCAUGGGAUCGCAUGGUCAUGGUGUUCCAUCAUCAUCUGAAGCCCCUGUGGAAACACCUACAAAGUCCUCAAGAAAUACAAACCAAGGUUUGAUGAAUAAACUGAAAGGAUUUGAUGGCCUUACAAUGUCGGUAGGCAACAGUUCUGCUGAGAAUGCUCAAAGCGGGGCUGAACCCCAACUGUCCCAGAGUGUGAAGACUGAAGGUUCCAUUGAUGAUAGUGAUGGGAUUGCAACUGGGGCAGGUCAAACAAGACCAAAAAGAAGCAGGGUGGGGAACACCGUGUUAGCAGGUGGAGAAGGGAAUAAUGAAGCAAGGUCUAAACCGGUUGCUACGCGGGAGGUGACUGCAACCAUUUAUCCUAUACCGGUUGGACCUGUACUUUCUCCUGACAUGACCACAGCUUUGGAGCUUAGGAACCCUCACACCAUGAGUGUGAAGUCCAGUCCUACGAGUGUACCAUGUGUAAUGUCACCUGAAGUCUGGUUGCAGAACGAACGGGAGCUGAAGCGGGAGAGAAGGAAACAGUCUAAUAGAGAAUCUGCUAGAAGAUCAAGGUUGAGGAAGCAGGCCGAGACAGAAGAGCUUACUUGUAAAGUUGAAUCCUUGACUGCAGAGAAUGCAUCACUUAGAUCCGAAAUAAAUCUUCUAACCGAAAAAUCCGAUAAACUAAGGCAAGAAAAUGCUACAUUAGUGGAGGGAUUGAAAGAGGAGAUUAUCACGAAUAAGAAACAAGACAAAGACGGUGAAAUGUACGAGAAAAAGUUGAACUCCAGCGCCAAGUUACAUCAACUUUUGGAUCCGAGUCCGAGAGCCGAUGCUGUGGCGGCUCGAUGAACAAGGAGAAGAGGCAAACUAAGUUAAACUCUUUCUUGUACAUUAGAUGUGAUGAAACCACGUAGCUUUGGCAUGUAAUUUAUAACCCAAAACUACUGCUAACAUUAAAUUUGAGGAAACCAAGUAGCUUUCAGAACUGA
Molecule: messenger RNA, 1419 nt
Organism: Hibiscus syriacus
Lineage: Eukaryota; Viridiplantae; Streptophyta; Magnoliopsida; Malvales; Malvaceae
Product: G-box-binding factor 3-like
Exons: 13
Coding region: 164-1279 (371 amino acids)
Biological process (GO): regulation of DNA-templated transcription
Cellular component (GO): nucleus
Molecular function (GO): DNA-binding transcription factor activity; sequence-specific DNA binding
Source: RefSeq, a predicted model, not a curated record